Molecule: messenger RNA, 864 nt
Organism: Effrenium voratum
Lineage: Eukaryota; Dinophyceae; Suessiales; Symbiodiniaceae
Source: the annotation of a GenBank genome assembly
UGGAGAAUGGGCCGGCUCAGGAAGCGCUACUAGGGCAGGGCUCGCUCGAUCUCGCUCGCUUGCAAUGGGGUUGCUUCCUGCAAUCACAGCUUUGAGCGACGAUUCAGAGCCGGAGCAGGCACCAAAGGCAAAGCCGCGGCCCAAACCGAGCAAAGUGAAGGCGGCAAUGAAACGGCCGUCUGCUUCUUCAGCUGCUGGUGAAGAUGGCGCAAACCCCGAGGCUGAGUCUAAGUCCGCAAUGAAACGGCCGUCUGCUUCUCCCGCAGAUGGCGCAAACCUUGAGCCAAUGUCUGAAGCUGAGGAGAGUGAUGCGCAGAAGGAGGAGCGCGUGGCAAAGAAGCCGGCGAUGAAAAGGCCAGCUGCUGCUGCCAGAGGAGAGAUUGCCGUAAGCAAUCCGUACUACUACAAGAACAACAACAGCUGGGGGCUCAAGAUGAGCAAUCGGGAAGUGCUGCGAGUUGGUGGAGUGCUUUACAACAAGGGCAAGACCCGCGAGAUUGCUGUUGCAGCCCAAAAGGAGCUGGCGGCUGGAAAAAAGGUGGCGUAUGUCAAGGAGAUGGUCGCGAUCAUGCAGCGGGAGCUGAUGAACCUCAAUGAGAACCCCAAGGAAGAAGAUGCAGCAAAGCAGGCGGAGGGCGAACUACCGGGUGAGGAAUCGCAAAGCAGCAAGAAGCAGAAAGUUGAGGAGGAGACACAGCUGGGCCAGACGCAGGCAGAGACGCAGGCAGAGACGCAGCAGGCAGAGGCAGUCGAGGGCCAGGACACAGACGCUGACGGACAGGAGGGAGGCGAAGAGGAGCCGUUUGAGGAUGACCCGGAGAACAUCGACUAGACUUAGACUUGCCCGCUUGCCCGCGCAGACAA